ACGCGCAAGCACAGGGAAGGUCAGCAAACAUUUUCAGCUAGGUUGAAAGCAUACUAUAACUGCCAAAAUAGAGACAAGAUAUGGUGUCCGAUCAUGCAAGACUGGCUUCCAUACAAAACUUGCACCGCGGCACAUAUUCUGCCUUACAGCUUUCCCGACCAUCUCUUUGACCACAUAUUUGUGGCUGAUGCUGAGGACAAGAGAAAUCUGAAGGAGAGAACCAUGACUGUCGCAAACGGAAUUUACCUUUAUAAACCUGUGGAGCAGGCCUUUGACCGAGGUGAUUUGAUCAUCACGCCUCAUUAUUGCUCUUCUAACGGAAGAACCGAGUUGCGGGCACACCUGCUCCACGAAGGCAUGAAAUCCGCCAAAAUUGGCGACGAUUCCACUCUCUUGUGGAAGGAUAUCGACAACAGAAUGUUGCAAUUUCAGAACGCGAAUCGACCGGCAAAACGCUUCUGACUGUUAUCUGGAAGUGUGUCCAACAACCCCCUGGAUGGGCUUUUAGGCUCACAGAGUUUCUCGAUCCCGUGGAUAUGAUCUCUGUCACCCCUCGUACCAACCUUAUAGACGGCCCGAUGAUGAUUCUGUCCAGGUUCAUCACCAAUGCUGAGAUCUUCAACCAAGUCAAGCGGACAAUCCCA
Molecule: messenger RNA, 644 nt
Organism: Exophiala aquamarina CBS 119918
Lineage: Eukaryota; Fungi; Ascomycota; Eurotiomycetes; Chaetothyriales; Herpotrichiellaceae
Exons: 1
Coding region: 94-462 (122 amino acids)
Source: RefSeq, a predicted model, not a curated record